CUCCUCCUCUUUAUGAGGCGUUAACAGAUGGGCCGCCGCCAUUGUUUCUGGAGACUUGCGAUUUCAAGCAACAGCUGCUGUCACUUCCACGGGAAAGCGCGCACGAGGGAAAGGCCCGCUCUCAAUGGCCCGGCUCCGGAGCGCCAGAUUGGGCUGGGCGUUUGCCCUUUUGAUGGAGAUCAUAAACAAUGGCCUGUGAUGAGCGUUACAUCUGCUGGUACUGCUGGAGAAUAUUCAAAUACCCGAACACACUCAAGGCCCACGUCCACUUCCACUGCGCUCUGAGCAACGGACGGGGGUUUACGACGAGUGAGCAAGCCAGAGGCAGCGAGUCCUUCAGCAGGUCCCCCAAAUCCGGAGACAUUCCCAACACSUCCACCUCUCCCAGGAGCAGCCACAGUACCUCGUCCGUUUCAGACUCCGGCAGGAGGGUGGUGUCCUCCUCUCCGUUCCUAAACAAAACGGGACUGUCAAAGAAAAGCAGCUCGGAGGAGCAGGACAGGGCCCUUGAUAUGAGCGUUACAUCAACCAGGAACCACCAGGGACACCUCCUGGGUCUGGGCGCUACAUCUUCAGUGCUGGGCAGCAUGGGCUUCUAUCCGGGCGUGCGCUCCGCCUUCAAGCCCACCGGCGUGUCCAAGGUCCCGGAUCCUUCCAGAGAGGAGGCCAACGGGAAGACGAGCGGCCUCGGCUUCAGUAAGCUGGUCGGGAACAUGAAACCAAUCCGCAGUUUAGGAGAGGGCCUGAACGGAGGCGGGAGUCACCCUGCAAAGUGCGCACCUGCUMUUCUGGACUCCUCAUCUCCGAUGGUUCCGUGCGCAAACCCUAUCCGGGGUUUCCCGUUGCUGCAACACGUGGAGGAAACCUCRGCUUUUAAACACGUAGAGAGCCGGAUGCACUCCGGCCUGUCCCCGUCCCGUUACCCCCAGAUGCCCCCGGGACUUCACUUUGAAAGGUUUUCUCUCCCUCACUUUGACGGAGUGAAGUCUUACAGCGGAGACUGUAACCUCCCUCUCAUGCCCUUCACCGUGUAUAACGGGGAGCUGCUCUACAGCUCGCCCUACUAUCCGCUCAAAUUCCACUUCAGCAACCUCCUCAAGUACCCAGACUCCGUGCCCUACUUCGGGCCGCCCCCCCUCACCCAGGACCUGGGCUCCAUCACAAACAUAGACCGGGAGAUCGCCAUGCACACUCAGCAGCUGUCMGAGAUCGCCGCGGAGAAGAACCGGGCGCGCAUGGACCCCAUACCCACCGGGAGCGCGGGCGGCACCGGGUCGGGCAAGCCCAAAAAGGGACACCUGUGUCUGUACUGCGGCAAGCUGUACUCGCGGAAAUACGGCCUGAAAAUCCACAUGAGGACUCACACCGGCUACAAGCCGCUCAAGUGCAAAGUGUGCUUCCGGCCCUUCGGGGAUCCGAGCAACCUGAACAAACACAUCCGGCUGCACGCGGAGGGAAACACGCCCUACAGGUGCGACUUCUGCGGGAAAGUGCUGGUCCGGAGGAGGGACCUGGAGCGGCACGUGAAGUCCAGACACCCGGGACAGAGCGUGAAGAAGCUGGACGAGAAGCCGGGCGGCCUGUUCGAGGACGCGGAGCAGAAGAGCGACAAUGACAGUGAUGUGGAUGUGUGCUUCACUGACGACCAGAGCGACCAGGAGUCCGGCAAAAAYAACCACUGACAUGUUGACUUCUGCUCACACACAACAGAUCACACACAGGAAAAAACAAUCGGUCUCUUGUCUCAGAGCCAUCUAAGGGGCUGCACASCAAAUAAAGUGAAGAAAACAAUCUUUUACAGAUGAAAUAUUGCUUUUUGGACAUUAAAAAAGAUCAAAUUUGA
This is a messenger RNA of Austrofundulus limnaeus, 1843 nucleotides long. Its product is annotated as PR domain zinc finger protein 13. Gene Ontology annotation, cellular component: nucleus. The transcript is spliced from 2 exons. Gene Ontology annotation, biological process: regulation of gene expression. NCBI's taxonomy places the organism in Eukaryota, Metazoa, Chordata, Actinopteri, Cyprinodontiformes, Rivulidae. The coding region runs from base 189 to 1682 and encodes 497 amino acids. The record is from RefSeq and is a predicted model, not a curated record.